AUGUCUGAGGUUUAUUACGACAAUGUGAACAGGGUUCAUUCUCAGGGAAUGGACAGAGUGAGAGAAGAGAUGAAGGUGGAUAUCUAUGAGAGUGCAGAUUCUGUGAGAGAUCAUAACUUCAGGACAGAAACAGACUUAAAUACAAAGACACAACAACCACUUCAGUAUACAGGAAGUGAGUGUGUGAGGAACAGAAGCUCCAGAGCAGCUACAGUGUGUUUGGGGCUGCUGUGUGUUCUUCUGCUGACUGCAGUUAUAGUGCUGUGUGUCCAACUCAAUACAAACAUUCACAAGUGUCACACCAAGAUCAAUAAUCUAAAAUCAGAGAAGCAAAACAUGACAAAUGAAAAGAAAGAGCAAUCAAGUGAACAGUUAGACCAGGACAAAGAAGACCUGUGGAAGCAUCUUCAUCAAAUGGAAGACGGAUGGAUUUAUUAUCAAUUCAAUGUUUACUACAUUUCCUCGGAGGACAAGAGCUGGACCGAAAGCAGAAGAUACUGUACAGAGAGAGGAGCAGAUCUGAUGAUCAUUAACAACAGAGAGGAACAAGAUUUUUUUAGUAAUAUUUCUGGUGAUAAAAAAGUCUGGAUUGGUCUGACUGACAUUGAGAAAGAGGGUGAAUGGAAAUGGGUGAAUGGCAGCACACUGACCUCUGGGCUGUGGAAGGAUAGAGAACCCAAUGGCCAAAGAAAAGAGAACUGUGCUCUAACUCAAUCAUCAUGGUGGCGUGAUUAUCCAUGUAAUAAUGCUUUUAAAUGGAUCUGUGAAAAGAGCAUUAUAAGAUCAAAUACUGUCAUGUAG
This is a messenger RNA of Xyrauchen texanus (razorback sucker), 801 nucleotides long. RefSeq names its product CD209 antigen-like protein C. The transcript has 5 exons. Bases 1 to 801 code for a protein of 266 amino acids. Lineage: Eukaryota; Metazoa; Chordata; Actinopteri; Cypriniformes; Catostomidae. The record is from RefSeq and is a predicted model, not a curated record.